CGCCCUCGCGACGUGAUGACGCAGCGCGCGGCCUGGCCUGGCUCCCAAGAUGGCGGCGCGCAGAGCGCGGAGGCCGCGCUGUCGCUGAGAGGCCCCGCGCUCCGGUGCGGCUCCCGCUCCCCGCGAGCCCUAAUUUAGAUCUUGUCUGUGACCGAUACCACGAGUUGUGAAGGUGAUUCCAAAACCACCGUGAGGCAAAGACAGUUUCCUUUAUUCUGAAAAAGAGAAACUUUUUGAAGGUGACUGUAGUAAUCUGUGAAUAGUAUCUGUAGCUGGUUGGAGUAAGAGCGGGUUUGUGCCUGAAAGAAAUAAAGGCAGUGAGUGCUUAUGCUUUAAGCUGAGGCAUGGCUGAAGGUCUGUCAUAAUUCAAACACCAGAAAGGUGCCUGCAGAGCUUUGUGAUCUGCAUCUAUGUACACAAGGUGCUGGUAAGCACAGGCAGGUCCUGAAGUGACUCUCUGAAAACUCCAUUUUUGAAAAUUUAAACAGCAAAGACAAUUCUGUUUUAAUAAAUGAAGGAGAAUAAAGAAAAUUCCAGCCCUUCUGUAAACUUGGCAAACCUGGACCAUACAAAGCCAUGCUGGUACUGGGAUAAGAAAGAUUUGGCACACACACCAUCACAGCUUGAAGGGCUUGAUCCAGCUACGGAGGCACGAUACCGCAGGGAAGGGGCCAGAUUCAUAUUCGAUGUGGGAACACGUUUAGGGCUACAUUAUGACACUCUAGCAACCGGAAUAAUUUAUUUCCAUCGGUUUUAUAUGUUUCAUUCCUUCAAACAGUUCCCAAGAUAUGUGACUGGAGCCUGCUGUCUCUUCCUGGCAGGAAAGGUUGAAGAAACACCCAAGAAAUGUAAAGACAUAAUUAAAACAGCUCGUAGCUUGCUAAAUGAUGUACAGUUUGGGCAGUUUGGAGAUGACCCAAAGGAAGAAGUGAUGGUACUUGAAAGAAUCUUACUACAAACAAUAAAGUUUGAUUUGCAAGUGGAACAUCCUUACCAAUUUCUUCUCAAGUAUGCCAAACAACUCAAAGGAGACAAAAAUAAAAUUCAAAAACUGGUUCAAAUGGCAUGGACAUUUGUCAAUGACAGCCUCUGCACUACCCUGUCCCUGCAGUGGGAGCCUGAGAUCAUAGCUGUUGCAGUCAUGUACUUAGCAGGCCGUUUGUGUAAGUUUGAAAUACAGGAAUGGACAUCAAAACCAAUGUACAGACGAUGGUGGGAGCAGUUUGUCCAGGAUGUUCCCGUUGAUGUUUUGGAAGAUAUCUGUCAUCAGAUCCUGGAUCUAUACUCACAGGGAAAACAGCAAAUGCCUCAUCAUACUCCUCAUCAGUUGCAGCAGCCACCAUCUCUUCAGUCUACACCCCAGGCACCUACAGUACAGCAGUCACAGCAAUCCCAGAGUUCAGAGCAAUCCCAGACACAGCAGCAAAAAGAGUCUCAGCAGUCAGCGCAGCAACAGCAGCAGCAGCAGCAAACACAAGCGCAGCAAUCUAAAAAGCCCUCUCCCCAGUCAAGUCCUCCUAGACAGAUUAAAAGACCAGCAGCUGUAUCUCCAAAAGAAGAAACAAAGGCAGCAGAACCACCGCCACCGUCUAAAAUUCCUAAAAUUGAAACUGCACAUCCACCAAUACCUCCUGCACAUCCACCUCCAGAGCGCAAGCCUCCUUUGACAACAGCAGUUUCAAUGGGAGAACCAGAGCAAUCUACUACUGUGGACUCAGUAGAUAUGCCAAAGGUCCAGAUUCCUCCCCCUGCUCAUCCCGCCCCAGUACAUCAACCUCCCCCUCUGCCACAUCGCCCCCCACCCCCACCCCCCACCAGUUACAUUACAGGGAUGUCUACUACAAAUUCCUACAUGUCAGGGGAGGGCUAUCAAAGUCUCCAGUCAAUGAUGAAAACAGAAGGACCAACAUACGGAGCUUUGCCACCGGCCUAUGGACCACCAGCUCAUCUACCAUAUCAUCCUCAUGUCUACCCUCCCAACCCUCCACCACCAGUUCCACCUCCACCCCCUGCUUCUUUCCCCCCACCCAAUAUUCCACCCCCUACUCCUGGAUAUCCUCCUCCGCCUACAUACAACCCCAAUUUCCCACCUCCAAGACUGCCUCCAACUCAUGCAGUGCCACCUCAUCCACCUCCAGGGCUGGGAAUGCCACCAGCCAGUUACCCCCCUCCAACUGUUCCCCCAGGUGGACAGCCACCUGUACCACCUCCAAUUCCACCACCUGGUAUGCCACCUGUAGCAGGACUUGGACGUGCUACAUGGAUGAGAUAGCAUGAGGUCAUUUGCACGAAUAUACCUUUAUGUCGAUUAGGCAGGAGUAGAUAGCCAAAACCUACAUUGUAAAGAUGAAGAGGAGGGUAAUCUGUAUAAUUUAGAUGAAGAAAUGAGAUUAAACGAAAAUUUAGCUGAUCUGUUUGCAGUAUGGUUUAUGGUGAGUUAUAUAGGCUUCUAGAUUUUAAUCAGCUUUGCAGUAUCUAUUCUAACUUUAUACAUUUGACUUAAGUUUAAAUUGUCUUGACAUAUUCCAGCACUGGAUUACUUUGUACUAGCAAAACCAGCCAUAUUGGCUCAAUUAUAUCAGUAAGAAGAAAAUUUCCUUCUAGAAAUCAGUGCCUAUUUUUAAGUAUCAAAAUAGCCAGAUACUAUGAUAUUUGAUCUAUAAUAAGAAACUUCAUUUUUAAUAGUACGUAAAACAACACGAUGUCAAGCAUAAAAGCUGCUUUAUUUAAGAGAGAUUCUGAAUGCUAGCUGACUGGAAUAGUUUUGAGGUGUUUGCCUUGCUGAUAGUUUUGGUUUGGAAUGUACUGGUAUCUUAAAAUAUUGUAUGUUUACACCUAUUUGCAAAUUCCUGUACAUAAUAUAUAUAUUUUCUAAGUGUGAAAGUCUGAAUGUAACAGCCUACUGUGAUGUACAUCAUAGCUAUAAAUGGGACUACUUUGUUCACUCUACCCAAAUAAAAUUGGUUCUGAAUUUAGUGGAUUUCCAGGUUUUUCAUGUUAGUUCAGCAGUCAUAACUAUGGUUACUCCAAGAUACUUACUCCAAGGUAUUUCAGCAGUGGUCUCCCAAAUCUUACUCAUCAGUGUUUAUUUAAAAAGAAUGUAUUUUAUUUUAUUCAGCUAGAAGUAUACACUAUCACAAUCAAUCUCUUACUUCAUUUUUACUAAAAUAUUUCAAAAGAAUGUUUUACACACAUUAUCAAAAAAAACUGUACUAUUACUUUCCUUCCCCAAAAAAGCCAGAGUGGUUCAAUAAUAGGUAAAAACGCGUGCUAAGGUCUAAAGAAUUUUGCUAUAUACACAACAGCAGGUGCUAACUUUUCCAGUUCUUUGUAAAUCAUAUACAGAAAAUAUAGCAGGGCUGUAAGAUCACAGGUUUAACAGAAAUCAAACUUUAAACUGAUUUCUAAAGCAGCACAAAUAGACUUUCCCCACAUUAUGAAAAAUAUACAAUUUUAUCACUUUACAGUCAUGCACUUUGAAAAAGAUCAGUAGUACUCUUCCCCCCCAGUUUCUAGAAAGAUAAAAGGUCACUUUAACACUGAUUUCAUUUAAUAUCUAAUAUUUGGAUAAAAAUGUGCCAUUCUCAAACAAGGUUGUGCUCAGCAGUCUUAUCAAAGUGCGAAGAGCCAACUGAAGCUGGUUACACUGCAGCAUUUCAGGAACUGUUAGGGAAACACUGCUUACUCCAGUCACGCCAACAAAAGUCAAGGAUGUGAUUUUACUUUCCUUAAGCAAGCAAAGUCCAUUUGUAAACAGUGGAUGCUUUCUUUGCCAGAGGAUUGCAGAACCCAGGGCUUCAAUCUUGAGGAAAUUAUCUUGGGCUGUUGCCCCAAAUAUAUGAAUUGAAUGGUCACUAUUUCAAGGGAUGCUCCCCUCCAACUUCAUGUACAAAACUCCUCAGGUAGUUUUCUCUGAAUACCGAGUGCACAGGUAAGAGAAUUUAAAUAUGCAUAUAAAAUAUCUAUUUAGACAGCUGAAAAUUCAGCACCCAAGUCAUCCUGUAAAGUCGUUGAGCAUCAUUUUACCCCAGGAAGACAUUUUAUAGCUCAAAUGGAAUAAGUAAGAAGAUUGGCAAGCCUAAAAACCCCUAAACAGUAACACUGCAAGGUACAGCACUGUCAUGUUCUGCAAAAUCAGUGAUGUGCAUCUUACAUUGAAGAUGAUAAAUAAAAUCUUAAAAAGGGAGUACCCUACGAGUAUGGAGUUUGUUCAGCUGAACUGCUGGCUACCCUAUAAAGUGGCUCUUCAGGAUUUGCAGGGCUAAUUGACCUCAAUUGCAGCACUGUUUCCCUUGUAGGUGAGAUCAAAACAAGCUUUGCUUGAAGUCAAUGAAUAGAUUUUGAGAGAGAUUUGACAGCAGGGAAUAUUUGAGUGGGAAUUACAUAGCAGCGAGACUAGUAAUCUGAUGAGUAUAGCUCUUGUCUUGUUGAGAGGACCUGCUAAUAGCCUCAUAUACCCCUUAAAUAGCAACCAUGUCAUGAACACAGUCAACUCUCUCCAAGUGCUGGCAACGUUUGUGUUGCUUUAGUUAAAAUUCACUGACAUAGAUCAACCUUGUUCCAAAUACACUUCAACUCUCUGCUUAAUCCAGCAGUCAGGUGCCACCAAAGUUAAAAUGGGCUAAGCAGAUAGAUUAAAGUAACCCUCAGUUUGACCUUAGAUGUUAAGGAAUAAUGAUGCUCUCCUUUACAUCACCUUUUCUGUUACAGAAAUCUCAAUGUAUAAAUUGUACAGGAGGAAGACAAGUAAUCACCAAUGGUGACUAGAAACUGGAGGUCAAAAUAAAAAGCAAAGAGGAGGAAAUCCAGAAUCCUCUAAAGAUGCUUAAAGGAGAAAGUCAGACUCUAGAAUGGAUUUUUCCAGACUCCAUGGGAUGUUAAUACUAUUAGACUGAGAGCUAUCUAGCUCAGUGUUCACUGACUGAGCAGUAGUAGGAAAUAAUCUACUGGUGGGUGUGUGAGUGAGAGUAUGCACUUGUGUUUUGGGGGUGGUUCUUGGUUGGUUAUUUUUAAAUAACCUACUCAACUGUUACAUUUCUAUUUCUGCCACAAAUAAUGAAGUGGUGCUUACUCUUACUGGUUAUUUUGUGUUUUGGUUGUAUUCCUUCUCUAUUUUUUUACUGGUUACAGGUUUCAGCUCUGACACUGCAAAUUCUUCAGCCAGGCAGCUGUAGUUUAUUGUACACCACGGGACCAAUUACCUUUCAUAAUUCAUAAUAAACCACAUGGGUUCCUUGUUAUUGUAUCGGUGCUCCAUGUAAUACAAUACCACAAGUCAAGAACUCAACUGGCAGAACAAAUUAAUUUAGAGGAAGAACCUGUCCAGCUUAUACAGCUGUCUGUAGCUGUGACUGAUUCUUGUAGGGAACAAAAAGAAAGUAAAGGUGUUUGAGGUCAUUACAUCCUACAACUAAUCACUAAUAUUGAUGCAACUUUUGAAGAGGAGGCUUUGAUCUUUUCACGUGCCUGUCUUUAAAAUUAUUUUACACCAAUGAGUUCUAACAACGAAGCCCCGCUUCCUUGGACUAUUGGGAAAGAACAUCUAAUGAAAUACAGGGACAGCUGCUGUGACAACUUGGAAAAGGAGGGAGUCAAAUUCUUACAACUACACAGGCAGCUACUCCACAAUAGCAAAACGUAAGUCCCAUUAUUUUAUAUACAACCAUUUGAAGAAGCAAAAACCCACUUGUUUUGGUUCAUUAACAAAAAUAAAGCUUGAAUGGCAGGAAGUAGUCUCACCUGACAGCCUGUGUUUAUGGAGUUUUUAUUCAACUCUGCAAGGUCAUAUGGUUACCUGACACAGGAACCAGUAUAGGUGAGGGAUCCAGCAAGAACAUUAAAAAAACCCACCCAAAUCUUCCUUACGUGAAAGAUGAGCUGCUUUUGAAGAUCCUGUGAAAGCCAUAAGCACUGUCAGGAUAGCAGUUUCUGCUGAAUUAUUUCAUAGUGAAAGCUUUACAAGAAAAGUGUUGCCAUUUUGUAGGGAAUACUGUUGUGUGGCUAAGUGACUUCGUUCACAUUACGACUGCAGAAAUCUUGUGUCAUUUGAUCAUAAAUUGUUCAUUACCACCUGAUAUGGAGUCUUAAGCCUUUAUGUACACUUGUGUGACGGGUACCACCGUACAAUGUAGGGCAGUACAAGUGUUUUUAGCUUGCCACUCAGUAUUUUACACAGAGCCUUGUGAAAACAGUUGCAUGUCAUUCUUCAAAAUAAGGACCUCCAACAAAAGUGUUAGCAGCUCAUGAACUUGGCAGGCCGUAAGCCAGUGAAUUUGAAUUGCAUUUUCCUCGACUGCCUGGAGCCACUAACCUGGCUAUGAAUCACAGACAAGCGGGUGGACAGGAGCAAUACAAAUGGUGACUUCUCCGCAGGUUAAGGGUUCUUCUUGUUCCUCUUAGAAAUUCUCUUGAGUUAGUUAAUUCUACAAACAGACCGUUACAACAAAGCAGGUUUGAACUACAAUAAAAAUGAUGCAAGUCUGGCAUUAUUGGAUGGUUACCCGGUGAACAGUAGCUCCAGAGCACCACAGCCUGGAAAUCAGGCCUUUAGCUGCCAUAUUUACACUAUUGUUACAAAAAAAAGCUG
Molecule: messenger RNA, 6586 nt
Organism: Motacilla alba alba
Lineage: Eukaryota; Metazoa; Chordata; Aves; Passeriformes; Motacillidae
Gene: CCNK
Product: cyclin K
Exons: 13
Coding region: 512-2272 (586 amino acids)
Biological process (GO): positive regulation of DNA-templated transcription, elongation; regulation of transcription by RNA polymerase II
Cellular component (GO): nucleus; cyclin/CDK positive transcription elongation factor complex
Molecular function (GO): cyclin-dependent protein serine/threonine kinase activator activity
Source: RefSeq, a predicted model, not a curated record